GGCGGUGCUCGGACGUUAGCAUUGUGCGAAUGUGCGUGCUAAUUAUUUUAUUGUAGCUUUGUGAUAAAAGACGAUCAGAAAUGCAAUAAACUAGCUUGCAGUUACACUUCGGACUACUUCGGAGACAGUUCAUUAUUUCAAGUGCUGUAGAACUAUAAUUUUAAUUUCAAAAUGGCUAACCCAGCCACUGCUCCAGCUCCAGUGGUAGAAGAGAACCCAGAAAUUGAUUGGGGUAACGAGCGAUUACAACGAGCGCAGCGGGCAGUAGAAGCAAACACAUACGAUGUCGAUUCGUGGUCACUCCUGAUUCGGGAAGCUCAAACGCGGCCUAUCAAUGAAGUUCGGUCGGUAUAUGAGAAGCUGAUCACAGCGUUCCCGACGACGGGACGGUAUUGGAAGAUCUACAUUGAGCAGGAGAUGAAGGCGCGAAACUUUGAAAAAGUGGAAAAGUUAUUCCAACGGUGUCUGAUGAAGAUUCUGAACAUCGAGCUAUGGAGACUGUACCUCAACUACGUAAAGGAAACGAAGUGCAUGUUGCCGACAUACAAAGAGAAGAUGGCUCAAGCUUAUGACUUCGCCCUGGACAAGAUUGGACUAGAUAUCCACGCGUAUCCCAUCUGGAACGACUAUGUCACGUUUCUUAAAAGCGUGGAGGCUGUGGGAUCGUAUGCUGAGAAUCAGAAGAUAUCUGCUGUUCGAAAGGUGUAUCAGAGAGCAGUUAUCACCCCCAUCAUCGGUAUAGAAACAUUGUGGAAGGACUACAUUGCCUUUGAACAGAGCAUCAACAAUAUUAUUGCCGAAAGAAUGGCAAUGGAGCGAUCCCGCGACUACAUGAACGCUCGUCGCGUCGCAAAAGAAUUGGAGACAGUCACCCGCGGUCUCAAUAGAAACAUGCCAGCCACGCCCCCUACCGUCGAUCGAGAGGAAAUGAAACAGGUGGACCUAUGGAAGAAAUACAUAACCUGGGAGCGUUCUAACCCGCUCCGUUCCGAAGACACAGCUUUGGUCGCUCGUCGAGUCAUGUUCGCCAUAGAACAGUGUCUCCUUUGUUUGGCACACCAUCCCGAUGUUUGGCACCAGGCUGCCCAGUUUCUGGACCAUUCGGCGAAACUUUUGACUGAAAAGGGGGACUCAAACGCAGCCCGCCUGUUCUCCGACGAAGCGGCGGCGGUGUACGAGCGCGCCACCAGUGGCCCUCUAAAGAGAUCCACGUUGUUGCACUUUGCCCAUGCCGACUAUGAGGAGAGCCGGCUACAUUACAAUAAGGUGCAUCAAGUAUACACCCGCUACUUAGAUAUGGAAGAUAUCGAACCAACAUUGGCCUACGUACAGUACAUGAAAUUCGCGAGACGAGCCGAAGGCAUUAAGUCAGCAAGAACCGUGUUCAAACGCGCCAGAGAGGAUCCUAGAUCAGCCUACCACGUGUUCGUAGCGGCAGCCCUAAUGGAGUACUAUUGCUCAAAAGACAAGAACAUCGCCUUCAGAAUCUUCGAGCUGGGUUUGAAGAAGUUCUCGCAUAUACCAGAGUAUGUGCUGUGCUAUAUUGACUACCUGUCACAUCUUAACGAGGACAACAAUACGCGCGUACUGUUCGAGCGAGUGCUGUCUUCUGGCAGUUUGAAGCCGGAGAGCUCCGUCGAUAUCUGGAACAGGUUUCUGGAGUUCGAGUCCAACAUCGGUGACCUGGUGUCCAUCGUGAAAGUGGAGAAGCGUCGGCAGGCCGUGCUCGAGAAGAUCAAAGAAUUCGAAGGCAAGGAGACGGCUCAACUGGUAGACAGAUACAAGUUCUUAGAUUUGUAUCCUUGCAGCAUCGCGGAGCUCAAGUCAAUUGGUUACACUGAGGUGGCGUCCAUGUCAAACAAGUCCUGGGCUCUCGGCGGCCCCUUGGCCGGGAUAUCUCCUGAACUGGCAGCUGUUAUACUUGGACAGAAAGAUAACGACCCGAACAAGGACAUAGCCCGCCCAGACACCAACCAGAUGAUCCCCUACAAGCCGAAGGCGAACCCUCUGCCCGGCGAACACCCUAUUUCCGGUGGCACCUUCCCCCUGCCUCCCGCGGCAGCUCACCUCUGCACCCUCAUGCCGCCACCGACUUCCUUCAGGGGACCGUUCGUAGCUGUCGACCGGCUCAUGCAGCUCUUCAACAGGAUAUCAUUGCCUGACAAACCGCCCCUGCCGACGCAGGAGAACGGCUGCGACACCAAGCUGUUCGACCUGGCGCGCUCCGUGCACUGGAUCGUGGACGACGAGGGGAUCACCACCGUCGCCAACAAGUCUCGCAGAAGAAAGGCCGGCGAAGAUUCGGAUGACGACGACUUGAGCGUGGCGCCGCCCCUCAACGACAUCUACCGCGCCCGGCAGCAGAAACGAGUCAAGUAGACACCAGUCAUUAGCUCAUGUACAUGGAGACUAUAUUAAGGAGCCAAAUCUCUAUGUAUGAAAAGUAUCCAUCAAAAAACAGUAAUUAGGCGGCGCCACCAUACACCGAAAUACUACCUACGUAAUUUGGUCGGGUUAUUUGUUGCCUUACAUGUUAUACUCAUGUCCCAGAGCCUAACUAGCGCCACCGGAGAUAUUGGGAACUAUUAUUUAAAGCUGAAAGCGGUCACUUUUGCAACAAUUCUGCCAUAAGAGAUUGGCAUCCUUUACCAUCCAUACUCAUGUAGCUUAACCUGUACUUCUUUUUUUAGCAUUAGAAAAAAGGUAAACAAUUUUAUCUUAACGUCUUUUUAUUGAAAAACGCUUUUUUUUAAAACAGGCCAAGUGCGAGUCGGACUCGCGCACAAAAAACGGCAAAAAAUCACGCUUGUUGUAUGGGAGACCCACUUGAAUAUUUAUUUUAUUCUGUUUUUAGUAUAUUGUUAUAACGGCAACAGAAAUAAAAAGACACAUCAAGUACGCUUACCUUCUUAAUAUUGCUAAAAAACAAAGUGUAGUACAAACAGCAACACUAUGUAUUCGGAGGCUGUUAUGACAUCAGCCUCCGAAUACGUCAGAUACAUUUUAAAUGUGAAAUAUAUUCUCACUGCCAAUUAAAUGGGCUACCUAAAGAUUUAUCUGACAUAAAAUAGCCUCAAUACGAAACACCUACAUUGGUGUAUGACAGACAUUUUAUCAAUCUGAAAUAAAUUUUUACUAUAAUUAUUAUAAAAUUAAUAAAACUUUUUCUAAUA
This is a messenger RNA of Cydia strobilella, 3173 nucleotides long. It is a transcript of the gene su(f), whose product is annotated as protein suppressor of forked. Bases 172 to 2379 code for a protein of 735 amino acids. Gene Ontology annotation, molecular function: mRNA binding; protein binding. The record is from RefSeq and is a predicted model, not a curated record. Gene Ontology annotation, biological process: mRNA 3'-end processing. The transcript has 19 exons. Lineage: Eukaryota; Metazoa; Arthropoda; Insecta; Lepidoptera; Tortricidae. Gene Ontology annotation, cellular component: nucleus.